UACAAUUGACAAUUAAUGUUUUUCCAAAUUUUCCAUUGUAAAAUUCUGUCUUCUAGCUGUCAAUAACAUUUUGUAUGAAGAAAAACUUCUUUCUACCUCAACGGGUGUAAUUGGUGUGUACUUUAACGAACUAAUAAUAAUGUCCGGACCUAAUUCUACAUAUCUAGUGAUUCGACACUUAAAACUUUACUGCUGUUUUCUAGAAUUUUAUAACUAGUAUUUUUAAUAAUUACCUCUUUUACUUUUUGGUUUACAAAAUUGCCUAUUUUUCCUGAAAUAUUCAAAGUGUUGGUUUGAAAAUUGAUAAUUUGCUUUAAUAAAUACUAAUUCAUUUAGUAAAUAAUGUUUUUUGAAAAUUUGAUGACAUAUUGCGGUGGCACUGCAGUUCUCAUUUGAAAAUUCUAAAAUAUUUUUUUUUAUUUUGUAACGGAAAAACUCACUUGAUAUUCAUUUAUUACCAGUACUUUGACAAUGCCGACGCACAAAACUUUAUUUUAACUAGAAGUUAUAAAAAAUAGCAAAAUCAAAUUUCAUAAUUUUUAGAAGAAGCUGAAUUUAUUAUUGAACUUCAAUUAAGAAUCAAACAUUUUAACGUCAAAUGUACGUAGAUAACCAGUAAUAUCCUCGUUAACUAUUUGAAAUAAUUGGUGACCUCUCUCACCAAAAAUUAUUUUUAAUAACAAACUGUCGGCAUCACCAUAAUAAUUUUAUUACCUAUCCACAGGAGAACUAGUUAUCAAAGAAACAGUGCCCUAACAACCAUAUCUGGAACAAACUGUGAGGUAAGCAAUUUACUACUUAUUCACACAAUUUUAUGAUCUACGAUCGACUCGUAAAUACCAAAUAAAAUUCUAUUUUUAACCGCGGAAAAUUAGAAUUUAAGAGCUAGAAACGCGAACAGUCUGAUCUGAAACGCGAGCGUCAGCGUCAGCAUCAAUUGACACCCAUUAAAUGAAAACGAACACUUAUUUCCCGUGCAAAGUCACUUAAACCGCAAUUAAUUUUGAAAACUGAAUCUAACUGCGGUUGCACGUGCAUUUCAAUUUAUUAACAUAUCGACAAAUCGACAAAAAAUAUGGAAAACAGGGCCAGUGACAGUGAUAGUACCGAUAUUGAAAGUUUAUCAAGUGAAGACAAUGAUGACACAGAUAAAGCAAAAGGUGGCAAAAUUCGAAUCCAACGGGGGAUCCACUGGUGUGGAGUAGAUGACGAUGCCCCCACGACCUCUCCUCCAAUCACCUGGCCACCUUCCAAUCCAUCAGCCAAUUGGCGCCAGUUACGUCCUGCCAGAUUAGGAAAUCCUUUACAUGGUACCAAAUUGCAAUUAUUCUCCAAAACGAAACACCACUUGGCUGUGUACCCAGACAGUGUGGUGAAAGGAAAUCCAGAUGAUAAUGAUCUACAUACAUUUUUGGAAAUAAUCUCAGCUGGUUAUCCGGGUCAUGUGCGCAUAAAAGGUCUUCUAACAAAUCUCUACCUUGCCAUGGACAAGAAAGGACGCUUGUAUGGAGAACCAGAUAUGAAUGAAGAUAACACGAUCUUUAUUGAGUCCUUUCGGGGGUCAUAUAAUACGUAUUUGUCACUAAAAUACGCACAUUUAGGGUGGUAUGUUGGUAUAAAGAAAUCCGGGAAAUUUAAACGAGGGCCGCGUACCAAAUAUGGACAGAAGGCCAUCAUGUUCCUGCCCAGACGAUCACGAUUUCAGUAAAAUUGGAACCGUAUUAUCAUAACAUUUAAUACUCUGUAAAUAGACCAGUAUUUUUUUUUUAUAUUACCACGACAUGUCAAUAAU
This is a messenger RNA of Zophobas morio, 1792 nucleotides long. Its product is annotated as fibroblast growth factor 1-like. Gene Ontology annotation, molecular function: growth factor activity; fibroblast growth factor receptor binding. The record is from RefSeq and is a predicted model, not a curated record. NCBI's taxonomy places the organism in Eukaryota, Metazoa, Arthropoda, Insecta, Coleoptera, Tenebrionidae. The transcript is spliced from 3 exons. Bases 1076 to 1708 code for a protein of 210 amino acids. Gene Ontology annotation, cellular component: cytoplasm. Gene Ontology annotation, biological process: animal organ morphogenesis; cell differentiation; fibroblast growth factor receptor signaling pathway.